AUGUACAGACGUAGUAGAUGCCACAUUGUGGGGGCAAAGACGGGGAAUUGCUGCCUCGUGCGCCAGGAAAAGACGUUGUGCUGUAUUUGUCACACGGCCUAUGCAACAAAUAAGACCAGUCAGCAGGUGCAACGGGCCAUUUUGCAGGUGCAUAGCUCUGUUCAAUCCCACAAUGGUAGACAGAAGCUACUUCCAGGGAGGAUGACUCUGGACAGAAGGAAAGCGAUGCUCGGCCGGGAGGUGCAAAGUCGAAGUCUGCCACGCUGCGCGGGCUCACCGAGGCGGCAGAAGAGCAACAAAGCUUACAGACCGCGCCAGAGGUUGCGAGGAGCGCGCAAUGCCUUGGUCCUACAGAUGCGGUCUCGACAGCAACUCUCGCAGUUCUCUCCUCCGCCUUUGAGGCCUAGAAGGGCAGAUUGCCGACUUGGAGCAAGCGCUGCAAGUGGACUCACCAGAGGCAAAGAAGAAGCAGGGAACUUGCUCUCGCAACUGCAAGCUGAGCUGCUGCUGGCACAGGCGGAAGGGGAGCUCCUUGGUGCCGAAGCAGCCGAGGAGCAUGGCCAUGCAACGCCAUUGCUGUCGCUGCAGGCAGAGGCGGAGGUGGCAAGCCUUGCUGCUGCGCUGUCGGAGCGCCAAGCUGAAGUUCGCAACCUGGAGGCUCGAAGGGCGCAGGCAGAAGAUAAUGUGCGGAUUGCGAGACAGCGUGUGGCCACUUUUGAAGUGUGGUCCCAUGCAGCUCAUGUCGAACUCCGCCAGGUGGCCACGGAAUUCGCAGCAGAAAGGGAGGCUGAGGCCAAAGCACGGCAGUGCGGCGCUGCGCUGCUCGGCCUCUUCAGCCGCCUGUGGCCCACGGAGGCGAGGGCUUGGAUCUGCCGCGGCCGAGGGUUCCAGAGGUUCCAGCAGACGCCGUCGCAAACAGGGUCUCCGUCAGCGGAUAUUCGUUGCCAACGCAUUCCACGCGGGAUGUUUUGCAAGAGCUCUGGUGCCGCAAGGCACGCUUCGAAUAAUGCUCUGCACGGUACCACCGCAGCAAGGCCUGUCAACCAGUUCCUCGGCACCAACAUUACGUUGACCAGCAUUCAAGCCGGAGCAACCGAAGGAGGCACCCUCUCGAACGAAGGCGGACUGAUUUGCGUCGACGAGUGGAUGCUGCGGCCGGGCCAGUUGUGCAGCUCUGGGGUGACGACCAUGAUGGAAGGAUAUGCGGCUGCUGUGGAGGCUUGCAAGGUUGGAUCUUCGAGCGAGCGGGCCGUGAACGCCUACGUUCAGUCCACUUACGAGGCUGCCAUGGCCCGGGCGGCCGAUGAGCUGCGCAGAAUCGGUGGCGAGCUCGCGUUGGCUCGCAGCGCUGAGGAGCGGCGUCUGGACCGCUUGCAGAGAUACCGGAAGGAGCUAGAAGACGAGCUGAAGGCAGUCGAGGAGGAUGUCAACACAAUAUCGAGGACGACUCAGGCAGCUUGGCUUCUGACCGGUGCCCUGGACACCCCCGAGAAGCUUGCAGAGGAACCUUGGGCCCGGCGGCGGCGGAGGCCAGACGUCGCGGCACAGCCGGAGUCCAAGCGUCUGCAGCUUCCCUGGAGUGAAGGAGUGUUCCGGCAAGGUGGCAAUGCAGUUCUGGAGGGCAAAGGACCCUUCUGA
Messenger RNA from Symbiodinium sp. CCMP2592, 1638 nucleotides. Lineage: Eukaryota; Dinophyceae; Suessiales; Symbiodiniaceae. The record is from the annotation of a GenBank genome assembly.